AUGUCGUCAUUCAAAAACUCUAAAUCGUUAAAGAUUCCGGCCAUAUUGAUUAUCUACUUCAUCCAAUCAGCGCUCUGCGUUUCAAAAUUCGGUGACCAUUUUAGAUCAACCGGAAACUUCCAUAAACCGGAUGACGUAAUAACCGGAAAUGACAAGGGGUUACCAAAGAUCGUGCACGUAAAUAGAAAUUACGAAACGGACGAAUAUGAUAAUUCAGACUACCUCCCAAGAUACAACCUCUUUGAUUUAUUUCAAUCAAAGCCCCGGCAAUCCUUAACCUCCAAACAAACAAACUAUCAAGAAAGCGGUGAAGAUGACGACAACAACUAUGAUCCUAAUAAAAGAUAUUCAAAAUUAAUAACUCCUGACGUAGAUUCCAAAUAUCCUGAUUGGUUGCUUGAUGAUAAAGUUGGACCAAUAGGAAGAAGCGAUGGAUUCCACAUUGAAAAGUUGAAAAAGUUAAUCAGUGAUAAGUUGAAAAAAAGUAAAACUGAUCGUCUGCUGGUCAAGGUGGGAAAACGUGAUUUGAUGUGUAACAUGGACAUGUACUGCUUAGUUCGCUAA
Messenger RNA from Helobdella robusta, 564 nucleotides. RefSeq lists its product as hypothetical. Lineage: Eukaryota; Metazoa; Annelida; Clitellata; Rhynchobdellida; Glossiphoniidae. The transcript is spliced from 2 exons. The record is from RefSeq and is a predicted model, not a curated record. The coding region runs from base 1 to 564 and encodes 187 amino acids.